Molecule: messenger RNA, 459 nt
Organism: Zootoca vivipara (common lizard)
Lineage: Eukaryota; Metazoa; Chordata; Lepidosauria; Squamata; Lacertidae
Gene: TMEM244
Product: transmembrane protein 244
Source: RefSeq, a predicted model, not a curated record
AUGGCUCUCAAGAUAAAAAUUGCUGAGACUAAGGUUGUUUUGCUCAAUCUCCUACUAUGUGUGAUCAUAUUCUACUCUGUGUAUUAUGUGGUCCUAUGCUUUUGUUUCACAGCUUUCAGGCUGCAGAUGUUGGAUGGACUGGCACCAUUUGACUUCAAGACCAGCCCAUCAUGGAUUCACCCAUAUUAUUUAGUUCUUCUAGUGUCACUGGAAAUAACCUAUCUCGUCUCUGGACUGCUCUUUGUGUUGGUUGUAGAAGAAUGGGUUUGGGAUUAUGCAGUGACUGUUACGGUCAUUCACAUCACCAUAACUGCGGCUGUUAUGUCUGAAUUCCCGCUGACAUUGCACUGGUGGGCAGCUUUAGGUUCGGGCCUAAUUUUGAUGGUUUGUGUUGGACAAAGUUUGGCUUACUACCUGUUCAAAGACAACUUUAUUUAUCCAGUUCUGGAUAAUUUCUGA